This is a messenger RNA of Serpula lacrymans var. lacrymans S7.9, 1773 nucleotides long. RefSeq lists its product as uncharacterized. Gene Ontology annotation, cellular component: oxoglutarate dehydrogenase complex. Gene Ontology annotation, molecular function: dihydrolipoyllysine-residue succinyltransferase activity. Gene Ontology annotation, biological process: tricarboxylic acid cycle. Lineage: Eukaryota; Fungi; Basidiomycota; Agaricomycetes; Boletales; Serpulaceae. The record is from RefSeq and is a predicted model, not a curated record. The transcript has 10 exons. Bases 133 to 1527 code for a protein of 464 amino acids.
CGGUGGCGCGGGUCCAUUGUUAUAUACAUCACACCCGUCUCCCAAUUUUACUCCAAUAUCAUCCUCAGACGUGUCCGUUGCACGCACCAUUGCCAGCUGCUGGUCACACCCACAUUGGUUUACUUUUCUACAAUGCUUUCAAAACAGGUCAUCGCAGUAGCGCGGAAUCGUGCUUUUUUCACUGGGAAACAUGUACAACGUGCAGGUGCCCUGGUCAUGUCGAAAGGAUGGAGGACUGCGGAGUCACAUAUGAGAUGCGCUCAAUUUCAUUCAACGCAUCUCUUGCAAGCUGAGACCAUCAAAGUUCCACAAAUGGCAGAGUCCAUUUCUGAGGGUACUUUGAGAUCGUGGUCAAAACAAGUUGGAGAUAGCGUUGAAGUUGACGAGGAAGUCGCGACUAUUGAGACCGAUAAGAUUGACGUCACGGUAAAUGCAUCGAAAGCUGGCAAGAUUGUGGAGCUCUUGGCGAAGGAAGAUGACACUGUCGUUGUUGGCCAAGAUUUAUUCAGGAUUGAGGUCGGCGAAGGUGGCCAAACUUCCAGCCCUUCACCAAAAGAGCAGGAAACUUCCGAAGAGCCGAAGGAACUCGCAGAAGAGAGUAAAGUGAAAGACCCUGAAGAGCCAAAGGAUCAACAAGUCGAUAAGAAGCCUUCAGAGCAUCCUCCACCUUCCGGAAAGGACAAGCUGAGCGGCGGUAUCCCCCCUGAAGGACCCAAGGAGGUGAAGAAGGAUGUGGCCAAGGGCAAAGACAUUCCACCGUCUAAAGGCACCGCGGCUGAGAAGCCAAAACCAUCGUCUGCUGCUGCUCCUAAAGCUCCUGGAAGCCGGAAUGAGACCAGGGUCAAGAUGAACCGUAUGCGUCUGCGCAUCGCCGAGCGGCUAAAGGAGUCUCAGAAUGCGGCUGCUUCGCUAACGACCUUCAACGAGAUCGAUAUGUCUUCUCUCAUGGAAAUGCGGAAAAAGUACAAGGACGAGGUACUGAAAGAACAUGACGUCAAACUAGGUUUCAUGAGUGCAUUCGCUCGUGCCUGCACAUUAGCACUCAAGGAGAUCCCUGCUGCGAAUGCUUCGAUCGAGGGUGAUGAGAUCAUCUACCGUGACUAUGUCGAUCUCAGUGUCGCCGUGGCUACACCAAAAGGGUUGGUCACCCCCGUUGUGCGUAAUGCAGAAGGCAUGGGCUUCCUCGAGAUCGAGAAAGAGAUUGCAUCGCUCGGCAAGAAGGCUAGAGAUGGUAAACUCACUCUUGAAGAUAUGGCUGGUGGAUCCUUCACCAUCUCCAACGGAGGCGUCUUUGGAUCGCUAUACGGAACACCUAUAAUUAACCUGCCUCAAGCAGCCGUUUUGGGUAUGCAUUCGAUCAAGGAGAAGCCCGUGGUGGUCAAUGGGCAGAUUGUCAUCAGACCCAUCAUGGUUGUUGCUCUCACUUAUGAUCAUCGGCUUUUGGAUGGUCGGGAGGCAGUCACGUUCUUAGUGAAAGUGCGCGACUACAUCGAAGACCCGAGAAAGAUGCUCCUCGCUCUCAACUGAAUGAAGUUGUUUCGACGUAGAUAAUUAAUUAUUGGUUCAUUUGUUACAGUACAUACUAUUCGAACUACUUUGAAGACUUCAAUAGUGUGAUGAGAGGGGUCGAGAGACGUCGUUAAUGAGAUAAUGAUAUACGUUGCAUGUCGUCUUAUACUGGUACUGUAUAUCUACUUGUACUGUGCUAUUAUGCGUGGACUUUGGCUGGUGGAAACGUUCCAGAUAUUUUUUCAAUUGAUGAAGAGUGAUCCU